This is a messenger RNA of Serendipita indica DSM 11827, 351 nucleotides long. The record is from the annotation of a GenBank genome assembly. NCBI's taxonomy places the organism in Eukaryota, Fungi, Basidiomycota, Agaricomycetes, Sebacinales, Serendipitaceae.
AUGGCGGCUGUACCACCGUCUGGACGAGCGAAGAAUCUGCGGGCGUGCUUGGUUUGCACGAUUAUCCAAACGUCGAUGGACUUUCGCAAAAAAGGGUGUCCGAAUUGCGAGCAUUUUCUCGAGAUGCGAGGGAAUACGGAUCGAGUGAAUACAUGCACGACGGCUCAGUUUGAUGGAAUGACAGCAAUUAUGAACCCAAAGGAGAGCUGGGUCGCUAGAUGGAAGCGUGUUGACAUUUCAGUUCGUGGUAUCUAUGCCGUUCGGCUGUCUGCAAAGAUUCCAGAUGUGUUGAGGGCAGAACUGGAUGAACUUGGGAUUACACCGCGCAUGGACAUGAUUACUGAGACAUAG